Salarias fasciatus (jewelled blenny) is the source of this 3653-nucleotide messenger RNA. RefSeq names its product endophilin-A2-like. The record is from RefSeq and is a predicted model, not a curated record. NCBI's taxonomy places the organism in Eukaryota, Metazoa, Chordata, Actinopteri, Blenniiformes, Blenniidae. Gene Ontology annotation, cellular component: cytoplasm; glutamatergic synapse; presynapse. Gene Ontology annotation, biological process: synaptic vesicle uncoating. Gene Ontology annotation, molecular function: protein binding. Bases 169 to 1275 code for a protein of 368 amino acids. The transcript has 9 exons.
CCACUUCAAGUCGCAGCCAGGAAAUUGUGGUUGCCUAGCAAGUUUUUCAUCCACGGUGCAAAGUUUGGAGACGUGUUGCUUCGGCUGUUGUUUGUGAACUCACUGCAACUGUUUGUACACUUUUUUUCCCCUCCAUCGAGGCCCAGUUGGCAGCACUGACCGUGCAAGAUGUCCGUCGCGGGAUUUAAGAAGCAAAUUUAUAAAGCCACUCAGAUGAUGAGUGAGAAGGUUGGGGGUGCCGAGGGAACCAAGCUGGAUGAAGACUUCAAGGACCUUGAAAGGAAAGCGGAUGUAACCAGCAAAGCAUAUCUGGAAGUCAUCAAUAAAACGUCCGAGUACCUCCAGCCCAACCCGACCACCAGGGCCAAACUGACCAUGCUCAACACCAUGUCCAAAAUCCGAGGGCAGGUGAACAGUCCGGGCUACCCCCAGCCCGAGGGCCUCCUGGGGGAGUGCAUGUGCAAGUACGGUGUAGAAAUGGGCAGCGACAGCAACUUUGGUGGGGCUCUCUCAGAAGUAGGAGAGGUGAUGAAGCAGGUGUCCGAGGUGAAGGACUCCUUUGAUAUUGAUGUGAAGCAGAAUUUUCUUGAUCCUCUGCAGGCGGUUGCUGAGAAGGACAUCAAAGAAAUUCAGCACCACCUGAAGAAGCUGGAGGGCCACCGUUUGGAUUACGAUUAUAAGAAGAAGCGUCAGGGUAAAAUUCCAGACGAAGAGAUCAGACAGGCCCUGGACAAGUUCCACAAGUCCAAGGAGUCGGCUGAGUGCAGCAUGCACAAUCUGCUGGAGACGGAUGUGGAGCAGGUGACUCAGCUGUCUGCCUUUGUGGAGUCUAUGCUGAAUUACCACAAACAGGUCUCAGAGAUCCUGGAGGGGCUCUCUGCAAACCUGAAAACAAGGGUAAUUGAGGCCGAGUCUCGUCCAAAGAAUGUAUACACUCCCAAGCCCAGACCAUCCUUCGACGAUGGGCAAGUAGAAAACUCCAAUGGGGGAUACUCCUCAUCAGCGUCAAGCCCCACAGCUUACUCUCCUGCCUCAACACAUUUUCCAGGUCAGCCCUUCCAAAGAAGCUCCUUCAAGAGCAGGCAGUCCGAGCCUUGCUGUAAAGCCCUGUAUGACUUUGAGCCUGAGAACGACGGAGAGCUGGGCUUCCACGAGGGCGACAUCAUCACCUUGCUCAGCCAAAUCGACGAGAACUGGUUCGAAGGAAGCAUCGGCGGAAGAUCGGGGUACUUCCCCAACAACUAUGUUGAAGUGAUGGUGCCUCUGCCACACUGAAAAGGCAAGAGGGGAAACAACGAGGGCUUAAAGGGUGGAUUAUAGAGGACUGUCGACUCCACAAACAACCCAAAAAUAUAUAUUUUAUCUUUGUUAAAGCCUAAACAUGUCAAGACAGUGACCUCCUUUUGAGUAAGGGCAACCUAAUAUAUUCAAAACACGGUGACAGUUGUGGAAUCACAAAUAGGACGACAACAUUUGGGUGCAUUUUAAUUACGCUCAGUCUUUGUAGUCAUUCUGUAUGCACCUAUGCACUUUGCACACUACACCUCUAUCACCGGGGACGAAGAAAGACCGAGGAAGACUAUCAUCUCUAACACUUGUCCAGCAGUAACUGGAAACACUAAAAAUUGCAACUCCAUUUUCUAUUUUUAUGAUCUUAUUUUUGUAUUCUCAAAAAGGCACGCCGUGCUUAGUGCGGAGUUAAAAAUGGUACUACACAUAUGUACGUAUAUGCACGCAUUCGUCUAGAGCACUACACUCCCAUUUUCAGUCUCUGCCUUCGUGUUUUUGUACUGUUGUCACGAACUUGUAGGAAUCAACAUGGAGGAGUGGCUGCCUUUUGUUUCUGUGUAGGAUAAUCCUCCACUGCCCUCUGGUGGUAUGAGGGAGGGAUUUUUUUUUCUUUUUCUCUCCCUUGAUUUGAGUCUUGAAGCCGUGAUGUCUCUUCUGAUAGGUGGCUUAUCCAAUGCAAACACGUUUCCAAAGAAAAUUGACGAACGGCAGACUUAUCAGUGGCCACAUGGGUCUGUGAUUACACCAUUAUGCUGUUACAUUAUCACACGUAGACAGUCGCUAAGUUGUCAUUGAUUCAAUUUACCAGCAACUUUUAAACAUUCAGAUUUAUCAGCAAUACAAAAGAAAGCCAAAGAAAGGUUGCCCACAUCUUAAAUGAUAAAUAACUCCUUCGUUUUUUCUAUUUUUUCAUAACAUAUUUUAUGUAUCUUGACAUACAAAGUAAUUUAAACAUUUGGGACAAUUUUAUGCAACGGCAAUUUAUCUCCAGCUCAGAUUUUCUUCAGCUAGCCACCAAAGCCAAGGCCACAUGUCCUGUAGUUGCUCUGUUUUCUCAGGCUGUAUUGAUACUGCUGGCAGUGUCGCUCACAAUGUUUUGUUGGAUUGUUUGUUGAUAAAUUCCCCCCUCCCUCGCUGCUUGAGUAAGCUUGGCUUGUGUACUCUAACCUAUAAUUCGGAGCAUGGAAAUUAUCCUGAUGUGUCCUUGCUGGGGUUUUGUUAUUUUUGUUUUGUUUUGUUUUUUUUCUUUUUUUUUUGGUACCUGCCUCAGUGUUUAGGCUGAAAGUGUGUAUCAGUCCUGAUAGAAACCGCUUGUUCCCAGCAAUUGUAUACUUAGAUCAACAAAUAAAGAGGAAGGUCUGUACACAAUAGCUGGUUUCACUUCCAAUCAAGCCAUUUACAACCAAACUAUGAACUGUCAGGGCUUGUGCUCUUCACUAAAAUACAAAGUUUCUACUCUUGUCAUGAUCCCCUUGUUAGACCGCCCCUCACUCUCCUCAUUUUUCCCCCAUGUCUUUUUAAACCGGGAGUGGAACAGACAGGUCUUUUCAGCUGGGAUGGGCACCCAGCAGUGGAUUAUGCCCUCCCCCCACCAGUCUUUAUUCACCACCUGCCCCUUACCCCUGCCCCCCUCUCAUUAUCUGUCCAAUCCUAAACCCGCGGUGCCUCUGGAGCUCGGCCUCCUGGUCCACUCUUGGAAUAAUAUCCUCAUUGCUGUCACAGUGCGUACCUCUUAAUAGCAUGCUUGCGUCUCUCCUCUUUUAUUCAUGGUACAUUCCGGACCAGAGGGGUUUUGGCUGUGCUGACCAAUAACUGUGGUUCAGGUGUGGGUUUACAUGCUUCAUUACUCUAAAUCAAAAGCCCCUCACUUUGAGAGAGGAAAAGGAUCAGGGGCUCAGCUUGAGCUAUUAUGCCUCUUGUAUAUUAUCAGUGAUGAAUAAUGUCUCUUGUGGAACAAAGGGCGAAGAUCAAUUUUUGUGGGUUGCUGCCGUCACAGUUGAUGUAGUUGUCUGACAGCUGCAGCUGACAUUAAACGCUAAAUUUUGUCUGGACUUUGCGAUGUUGAUAAAUGAAGUAUUAACAGUCUUAAAGCUUUAUUUUAUUAUGUAUCAUUUUGUGUAAUAAUAUAACUUUCCUGCAUGUGUCUUUAUAGCUUCUGUCUAUGGCAGUGCCUUUUUUUUUUUUUUUUUUUUUGUAACUGUGAUACCAUGAGGGGAGGAAGCGUGGGAUUAUCCUGGAUUAUCUUUAGAAUGUAUGGAUUACCUCUAUAUCAAUUGUAAUCUUGUAUAUUGUAUAUGUCUAUCACUUUGUAUGAAAGGAUGCUGUUCAUUUGCUGCUUCAAAUAAAUAAUUUUCUCAAUAAUA